Microtus ochrogaster (prairie vole) is the source of this 3913-nucleotide messenger RNA. NCBI's taxonomy places the organism in Eukaryota, Metazoa, Chordata, Mammalia, Rodentia, Cricetidae. The record is from RefSeq and is a predicted model, not a curated record.
UCUUGGUCCUCGUAAACUUUUCCACUUUCCUUGAUGCUGGUUUCCCACAUCUGAAUUUACUUCACAGUCUUUAUUCAUUCUUCAAACCCCAACGUAUUUUUCCUAAGAGUAUCUGUCCUUCCUCUAGACAGGCAACCCAUCUCUUUUAUACCACUACAACCGUACAUACUACUACCCAUACAUACAUACAACAUACAUACACACAACCCAUACAUACUAGUGUGAGGACAGGAUUUACUUGUUUGCAUGUCUGGUUCAGGGUCACGUUUCUUCGGGGUGCUAUCUGGCAUAGCACUUUAUACACUGGUAAGUGGACUGAGAUAGGAUUCCUAAACUUGGUAGCCGAGUGACAUUGGACAAGUCACCUCUCCAUACUGUAUGUUCCCACAACUGUAAAUUGGUGCUAAUGAGAUCCUCUAAACAGAAUUUUGCAAAGACAAAAUAGCAAGAACUCUUGUGAGACCCCCCCAGCAUAUACGGGUAUUUAAGGUGGACCUUAUAGCUUAAUAGUGCCCCUCUAAAAGCAGAAGUAAGGAAGAGAACUAUUAUGCUUUAUGUUAACUAGGUGCUGCUGGCCUUGUUUUCCUAGUAUGAGUCCUGUUGUGGUUUAGGGACAUGUUAGACAUUGCCCCAAAUAGUUAGGGAUUUGGGGGCAAAUGCAGUGCGACGUCGCCCCCUGUCGCUCACUGGUGGUAGUUUGAGGGCAAAGUUAGGCAUCUUCUCCAAACCACUGCUCAGGUGUUCUGGACUUUGCUUUUCCCAACUAUCCCUGCUGGUUCCUCCCUCUCCGGGCUGUCAGCACACCCUGUCUGCAGAAGCCCCGCCCACCUCACGCAAACCGGAGGCGGUGUCUGUGGCGUUUGGCCGCCGUCACUUCCAGUGGACCCGGAAGCGCUGCUGUGGGCAGCCGGGAGUUGUUAGGAAAUCGUGAUGGAUCCGAGCUUAGUGUAAACCCUGGGCCGGUCCUGGGCCCAGGGGAGCGGGCCUGGGUUGCAGUGGCCAGCGGAGCGGUUAUGGCGGCGCGGCCUCGGGGCCAGUUUCGGAGAGCCGUGGCUGAGCGCUUCUGCUAGACCAGCGUUGAUUGCCCAGCCUCCAGGUUGGAACCGGCUUCCACCUUCGGCCUGGCUCCACAGCGCUUUUACCUGGCCGCCGGGGCCCCUCAACCCGCCCCCCCGCGCCCGGACAGCUGGGUGUGUGGUCUGCGGCCAGACGGUCCUCUCUGUUUCGCUUCUAGAUGUUUGUACGGCUCUGUCCAGGGCUGUCAGAACGCUGACGUGGAGCAACCCACUCCAGAACCCCCAUGGAGAAGUUUGGGAUGAAUUUCGGGGGUGGCCCAAGCAAAAAGGACCUGCUGGAGACCAUAGAGACACAGAAAAAGCAGCUUCUCCAGUACCAGGCAAGGCUUAAGGAUGUGGUCCGCGCCUAUAAAAGUCUGCUGAAAGAGAAAGAGGCCCUGGAGGCCAGCAUCAAAGUACUGUCGGUAUCCCACGAGGCGGAUGUAGGCCUUGCAGGUGUGCAGCCUCCAGGUCUCACGUUACCUGAUUCUGUGGAUGAUCGGUGCUCCACGCACAGUGAGGAUAGCACCGGAACCGCCACUAGCUUGGAUACUGCGGCCAGUCUUACAAGUACUAAGGGUGAGUUUGGGGUCGAAGAGGACAGAAUGGCCCGUGGACCUCUUCCUCCAAAGUCUGAAGAGGCCAGUGGGUCAGAGAGUGGUGUCAGUAGUAGCAGUGGGGAUGGGCCAUCCGCAAGUAGUGAGACGGACAAAAAACUACAUCAGCUGAAGACCCAAUUGGCUACUUUGACUAGCUCCUUGGCUACAGUCACCCAGGAGAAGUCCCGUAUGGAGGCAUCUUACCUGGCCGACAAGAAGAAGAUGAAACAGGACUUAGAGGACGCCAAUAAAAAGGCAGAGGAAGAGAGGGACCGCCUGGAGGGAGAGUUGAAGGGGCUGCAGGAGCAGGUAGCAGAAACCAAAGCCCGCCUGAUCACACAGCAGCACGAUCGUGCCCAGGAGCAGAGUGACCAUGCCGUGAUGCUGCGGGAGCUACAGAAGCUGUUGCAGGAGGAAAGGACCCAGCGGCAGGACCUGGAACUUCGCUUAGAAGAGACCAGAGAAUCACUGGCAGGGCGGGCAUAUGCAGCUGAUCAGAUCGAAGGGUUUGAGCUGCAGACCAAGCAGCUGACCCGGGAGGUCGAGGAGCUGAAAGGUGAGCUGCAAGCUAUUCGAGAUGAGAAGAAUCGACCAGACCCCCGGCUGCAAGAGCUUCAGCAAGAGGCUGUGCGGCUUAAAAGCCAUUUCCAGGCACAAUUGCAGCAGGAAAUGAGGAAGACAGCCCUUGCAGAGGACCAGCUCCGCCAGCAGUGUCAGUUAGAAGAGCAAAGGGUAGCAGCCCUGGAGAACCAAAUCUCCGAGGUGUCUGAACUGCUGGGCACCUACGAGAAAGCCAAGCAGAAGGACCAGCUGGCCAUCCAGAAGCUGAAGGAGCGGAUUCUGCAGCUGGACCUGGAGAACAAAACCCUGGCCCUGGCGGCCUCUAGCCGGCCCCCUCUCGACAGCCACGGGGAUGAAUCCAGUAUGGAUGUCAAUGUCCUGAAGGAUAAGAUGGAGAAGCUCAAGAGGCUACUGCAGGUUGCAGCUAGGAAGAGCCAGGUGGCCCUGGAUGUGGAGAAGCUCUGUGACCCUGAGAUAACGCCCAGCUCUGAGGCUGCCGACGGGGAAAAGGCUACCGCACUCUACUACCAACAGGAGCUGAAGCAGCUGAAGGAAGAGUUUGAGCGGUACAAGAUGCGAGCCCAGGUCGUGCUCAAGAGCAAGAAUACCAAAGACGGGAACCUGGCCAAGGAGCUGGAGGCCGCCCAGGAGCAGUUGGCUGAACUGAAGGAGAAGUAUAUCUCCCUGCGGCUGUCCUGUGAGGAACUCGAAAGCCAGCACCAGCAGGAGGCCGAGGACUGGAAGCAGGAGCUGGCCCGGCUGCAGCAGCUCCAUCGGCAGGAGCUGGAACAUAGCCAGCUGGACUUCAGGGACCGCACGCUGAAACUGGAGGAGGAGCUGCAUAAGCAACGGGACCGGGCUCUGGCGGUGCUUGCUGAGAAGGACCUGGAGCUGGAGCAACUGCGUUCCGUGGCCUUGUCCUCCGGGUUGCCGGGACGCAGAAGCCCUGUGGGUGGACUGGGUGGUGGAGGGCUUGGGGACCCGGCUGACACAGCUUCCUCAGAAAGCCUGACUCAAGCCCUGCAGCUCGCUGCAGCCAAUGAGCCCACUUUCUUCCUUUACGCUGAGCAGUUGGCCCGGAAGGAAGUGGAGAUCACGUCACUGAGGAAGCAGAAACACAGGCUGGAGGUCGAGGCCCAUCAGCUGCAGGAAAGGCUGCUGGAGGAGGGCGAGCGGCACCGAGAGGAGGUCGGAGCCCUCCAGAGCCACAUCGAAAAGAACGCCAGGGACCAGAGCAGGGAAGGAGCCAACCUGGAGUAUCUCAAAAACAUCAUCUACCGCUUCCUGACCUUGCCAGACAGCCUUGGCCGCCAGCAGACGCUCACGGCCAUCCUGACUAUCUUACACUUCAGCCCCGAGGAGAAGCAAGUGAUAAAGCAACUCCCAAGUGGUGGCAGCUGGUGGCCUUCUGGCAAGAGAUGAUAUACCUUCUCCAGCCUGAAUCGCUGUGCCUCUUUCAUGCGGGAAGGGCAGGCUAAGAUUUCCCCUGCCUCUUCUCGCAUUCUCGUUUAUUUCUUCACUGUGUUGAACUCAGAACGGUUCAAAGUAGGACGGGAUUUUCUGCCAAGUGCCAUUAAUGCAACUUUGUCCUUGGGCUUGGGGUACUGCAGGUGUUGAGCAGUACUUCCGGCUGUGUGCAUGUGGGGCAGGGUAGGGAGAGAGGCUGGGGCAGAGGUGCAAGCUAGGGAACCGGUGAGA